This is a messenger RNA of Epinephelus fuscoguttatus (brown-marbled grouper), 1033 nucleotides long. RefSeq names its product coiled-coil domain-containing protein 200-like. The record is from RefSeq and is a predicted model, not a curated record. The transcript has 5 exons. Lineage: Eukaryota; Metazoa; Chordata; Actinopteri; Perciformes; Serranidae. Bases 70 to 318 code for a protein of 82 amino acids.
UCCACUGUGAAUUCCACAGCUGCUUUUUCUCCAGGUUUAAACACAGGUCAGCUGCAGCUGUACAUUGGGAUGUCGGCAAUGCACUGGGAGGCCAGACGGCGUCAGAGUGCUGUGGACCGCAGGAUGGCCAGAGACAAACAACAGCUGCUGCAGAGGGAUUCUGAGACCAGCUGCAAUGCAACAGAGUCAAACACAACACAGGAGCAAACAGUUGGAGGCCAGUGUCCCCACUGUAAGGGCAACCUAAAGACACAAGUCCAUCACAGUGCCAAGGUCCCCAACAGAUACUCAUCUUUACAGUACGCCCAGCAGUGGUGAAGACGAGGAGAAAGAUCACUGUUCUCUGAUAACCACACUGGAUUACCGGACCAUGUUUGGAGGCUCUGAAUAGCAGCUCUGCAGUUGGUUUGUCAAGACUGCAUCAGUGGAGAUGAUCAAAUAAAAUCACAUCACAUUUUUGGUCAUAUACACAGUCUGACAUGUAGUGAGAUUUUUUUUGUGCCUAGCUUGGGAAAGAAACUAAUAAAACAAAAUACUAUACAAUAAAAUAUUUUUAAAAAGCUAACAUUAGGGGUAGCCUUUACUGCUGUUCUUCAUCCUAGCUCUGAGUUUAGUCUAGCCUAGCAUACCUUCUUAUUCUCUCUUUGUGUUGAAUGUUCUGUUGUUGUAGAUUGGGUGUCUUCUCAGAUUAUAGAGGCUGCUAGGUUUAUAAUUUGUAGAUAUGGAGUCCACACAUUUAGAUAAAAUAUAUGGCAAAGUAAGUACAGACUAUUAGACUGAUAGUCCAGUUUACAGCAUUGAAACUGGCUCCCUCCCCUACUGUAUUACACAUGAGUUCUCUUUCAUUAAAUAUGUGAACCUCAGAAACCAGAUCAUUCAAACUACUUGCAGUGGUAAACUGUUCCAUGCAGCAUCUGAUAAAGUCUUACAGAACAAAUAUCUAGGGAAAUCAUAAUUGUAUCACCAUGCCCUCAAGCAUGCAGACUACCGAAUUUCUCCAGUAACAGUAACAUAAGGCAUCUUGUUCAAAUUA